Williopsis jadinii is the source of this 876-nucleotide messenger RNA. RefSeq lists its product as uncharacterized. The coding region runs from base 1 to 876 and encodes 291 amino acids. NCBI's taxonomy places the organism in Eukaryota, Fungi, Ascomycota, Saccharomycetes, Phaffomycetales, Wickerhamomycetaceae. The record is from RefSeq and is a predicted model, not a curated record. The transcript is spliced from 2 exons.
AUGGUUGGAAUGACAGAUGACACGCUACUCAAGUUGUUGAACUUGCCGCUCAAGAUCAACCUCAACAACGGUGUCUAUAGAGAUAACAUCAGAUUGAUUUCCCGCUUUGUCAACCAAGUUGUGUUGUUCAUUCUCAUGGUGAGAGGCAUUCCUCACAGGACCGGAAAGGUUGACGAGGUAUUGGUGGAUUGCGAGCUGUAUGGACUCUGCCGCUACGUGAUUGAGUCCUUCCCAUGGGUGUUCAUGCUUCCGAAUGAGACUGAAGAGUCAGUGCCAUUGGCAAAUGCCCUUGUUGUGGCGUUGUUCCUGCUCCAGCGUAGCUGUGAUGACGUUCUACAAAGGAUUAGACGGAAGAAAGCUAUUGAAAUAGGCAACGAGGAAAGUCGCUCAACUUGGUUUGACGAUCUGAUUGAACUGGUCAAAUGGCCGUUCUACCGUCCUGAUGAUAGGGAGUUUCCAGUGGAAGUUUGGAGAAAGGGAACCAUCUUGACGUUACGUGAUAACUACAAUUCCGGUAUCUACCUUUCGUUGUAUCCCAGGAUGGACUGCCUAAGAGGCACAUUGAUGACUCAACAUUUGAACCAAGUUAUUGAGCAAUCAUCUACCUUGAGGAAGAAAUUCACGAGAGGAAUUAUCGCCAGGGAAGUAUUCAAGAUCUUGGGUCUAACGAAACCUGGGUUUGCAGUUGAUCAUGGCUCCUUGGUUAUUAGGAGCCCCGGAGUGGAGAAUGGUCAGCUGAAGCCUGAUGUGUGGAAAGUCGGUGUCAAACAACGUGAUAUUAUCCUUAAUGCUACGAAGAGCAAAAGAGGGUCGGUUGGGAAUACAUCUGUUGAUUCACUUGAUUCAUCCAAUAAGUCUAUGGGUCCUUUAAGGUAG